Tribolium madens (black flour beetle) is the source of this 1927-nucleotide messenger RNA. RefSeq names its product DNA-directed RNA polymerase III subunit RPC5 (gene Polr3E). The transcript is spliced from 3 exons. The record is from RefSeq and is a predicted model, not a curated record. Lineage: Eukaryota; Metazoa; Arthropoda; Insecta; Coleoptera; Tenebrionidae. Gene Ontology annotation, cellular component: RNA polymerase III complex; nucleus. Gene Ontology annotation, biological process: DNA-templated transcription. The coding region runs from base 266 to 1741 and encodes 491 amino acids.
ACACAAGGGACAAAAAUGUUUCAAAAAAAAAUUAACAACUCUGCUUUAUCUGUACAUUUCAGUUUAUUAUAAAAUGAUUAAUUUACUUUUUUUUUGGAAAAAUUACUGUUUUUUGACAUUUAUGGCUGAAGCGCCUCUAGUGCAGUGAUGCUUGUCCCUAGAUUGUAGCGUCAAAAUUCUCUAGAAUUCCCUAAACAAAACUAACCUAAAAGUUUGUGUUAAGUUCUCGUCCUUUAAAUGCAUUUAAUUUGUGACUAAGUUAAGUAUGGACGGUCCUUCCCCUUCGAAUGCCACACUCGAUGAUGACGAAAUCGUAAAAGAGAUACCAAUUUUCAACUCGACGCGUCUCCAAAACAACCUCUACUUGUUGCGUUACCCCCUUUUGUCGAAAAAAUGCACAAACGAGUUGAGGAUCAAACGUGGUUUUUUCAAACCAAACAACCAGGAGGUCGAAUUGGAGAUGGCAAUUGAUGUGGAAUCGUCGAAUUUCGAUAGUGAUAGGGCCGAGCUGAUCGCUCAGGAAGUCGAUGGGGCGCCUGAGACUCGCAAAACGACGAAAAUUCAUUUCGAAAAUGACUUAGUAGACAAAGUUAGUUUAAAGUCGGCAAAAGCGGUGAAAGAGCCGAAUAAAUACGCUGCUUUGACUUAUACAGGGAAGGAAAUACAUUUGACAACAUUGCGCAAUAUAUUUCAAUUGAGGCCCUCUUUUAAUUACCUUGAUAAAGGUUCAAAGAAACGGAAAGACACAGAUCAUAAUGAUGUGAGCGAUGAAGAGGAGGCGGGGCCGAGCACCGCCGAGUUGAUCACCGUCAAAUUUAAGCAGAGUGACGACCGGUGGAAGAAAUCCAAAAAUGAUCAAGUUUCUGAAGUGAGAAGUGUGGAUGAAGCUUGGACUAAUUGUGAAGUGCACAUGGAGAACAGUUCAUUGAGUAAAGUUGAAAAAUUGAAAUUAAUUGCGGAAAAUACCGAGCCGACGGGCCAAGCGACGAAUUUACCCGAUUUGGAAUAUGUUCGAGUUUUGGUUCCUGAAGAUGAGGGUCAAGGGACAACUGAACCGUCCUCACCUUCACACAUCAUGUCUUUGCACACUUUGAGGGCAUCCCCGAUUUUAGAGCAGUGCCGGGUUUUGCUCAAAGACGCCCAAAUUAUCCAAUUUCAACAACUAUUGAUGAUUCUAGCAGGGGGUGAAGGUUUAACGGCUGAAACUCUUUUGAAGAACUUGCCCAAAGUGGCUGUCCUAGUCAGGGGUAAUUGGGUGGUGAAAAGUGAAGUGUUGUACCCCAGUAACACUUUUUCUUCGACUAGUGGAGUCCCAGCUGAGCUGAUGUGCCGGACACGGGAUUAUGUGUUGUAUUUAUUUACUAAAAAUCAGUAUGUUGAGCGGAAAAAAGUCUCCUCAGUGAUGAAAAUCCCCUCAGAAGAAGUGAAAGAAAUCUUCAUGGGCUUUUCCAGACUUAGACACAAUAAAGGUUGGGAGUUGGUGCUGACGACUGAUAAUGAUUUUAUAUUAAAACAUAGCGAUAUAGUGCAAAAACAGACCGAGGCUUGGGAACAAAAAUUUAAACAGUUGAGUGAGUUUUUAAAAGAUAAUAAACGGCAAAGGCGAAAGAGUAAAAGUGUGAGUGAAGAUUGUAAAAUUCGGAAUGGUGUGAGUUCGGAUAAUGAUUCAGGAACGGAAAAAAAUAAAUCGCCGGUUGCGGCUAGGAAAAAAAUUACAAAAGUGCAAGAGAAUACGUCGUGAUUGGUGAUAUUGACGGAAUUGAUUUGGUUGUAAUGAGGAUUUUAUGUAAUCUCGGGACGGGAGUACAGGUUUAAAAUGUGAAACGUAAUUCCUAUUGACUGUUAUUUGUAUGUUGGAAAAAGAGGAAGCAAAAAUGUUAAAUUAAUUUAAAUUAUCCAAGAGGAAAUAAAAAAAUAUUUUUUAUUG